UCUCGCCGAUAAUUUGUGUACUGGAGUCGCGUUCGAUCACUUCGAUCGGUUCGUCGAUACUCUCACUGGUAAAGACACUCUCCACGACACUGUCGGGAUAAUUUACCAAAAUAUACCUAGUGACGCAAAUUUUACCGCUCCAACCGACGCUUCUGUACAAAGUGAUGAUACUGCAGCCGCGUCAACAGAUGAAACGCCGCGAGGUCGAAAAAGAAGAAGAUGUUUCGACGCUAUCGUCAACGAAAUCGUACCUUACACGAAAAAACCAAAAAUCGAUUCCUACUUCUCAACUCCCAGUAUCGGUCAAAUCUCAAUCAAACCUGAAGUUUUUAAGACGUGGAGGAACCUUGAUCUUGCUUGGCUUUUUUCACACAAACUGGACAUUCCCGAUACCCCUAUGUGGACUGGGUUUAAUAGCCUCAUAACUGAAGACACCUCUGCUUUGCAGAAAGUAUCGUAUUUGACGCCUAUCAAUGCAUCUCCUACAGAUAAUUCCGUAGUGCACCUCACUUUGAAAAUGGCUCAACAAGUAGCUGAAGAAUGCAGUUCGGAAUACAUGCAAGUGACGUACGAUUUAGCUAUUGCAAGAAUUGCAUUCGGAAUUCAGUCCCAGGAAGCGCCGAAAUUCGACAACGUUUUCAUACAUCUCGGCGGAUUUCAUAUAAUGAUGUCAUACUUCAAAGUUAUCGGCUCUUUCAUUGAGGAUUGCGGUAUUACCAAUAUUCUGGUGGACAGUGAAGUUUUGGCGAAUGGUUCAUUGAAGGGUUUCAUUUCAGGUACAAAUUUCAAUCGAUGCAAAAGACUACAUCCCCUUGUAUCGCUCGCGUUUCAAAAACUGCAUUUCGAUACCUUCGUCGACCGUGAAAAAAUUGUCAUCGAGAAAUCAAUUGAAGAUUAUUUGUUUCAAUUACAAAAGCAACGUUCAACGACGCCUACAAUAGAACACGAAGCAACUCUCGAAUUGUUCGAGAAGUAUGACAACUUUACCGAACAAACAUUGCAAGGAAAGCAUGGACUAACUGCUCAGUUUUACACCGUUUACAUCCGAUUAGUGUCCUAUUAUGACAUGCUGAACAAGAGUAUUAGAACCGGAGAUCUGAAAAUGUAUGUUUACAUUCUUGCAAAAAUCACAAACUUUUUCUUCGCUUUCAAUCACCAAAAUUAUUCUCGUUGGCUGGUAUAUUAUGUCAGCAAGCUGUGCAGCAUCGACGAAACCCAUCCAGGACUGCGUUUCUCAUUAGAACAAGGAUCAUUCGGAGUACGAAGAACGGAGAAAUCUUUUUCCAGAAUACCUGUUGACCUGACUUUGGAACAAACGAUUAACGGCGAAGCAGCUCGGAGGCUAAUCGGAAUUAUUCACAUGACAAAUUCGGUGGCUGCAAGGCAACGUUGGGCAAUAAAUCACAGUGCUCGAGCUCGAAUAAUAUCACAUGUGCUGAAAACCGCUGGAAUCGCCAAGAAUCAGGAUAUCUCCUCGGAACUGAAGAGUUCUCGCAUUCGAAAGAGUCACCAGCAAGUUGAGAAAUUCACAAGGACUUUACAACAAUACAUGAAUCCUUUCGACAAUUCGUUAGACGCUGAUAAGUUGUACAACAUCACAACUGGAGAAGCUGCUGCACAAAAUACCACUGACUUUCUGCUCAACGUCGAAUCUCGAGGAGAAACUUUGCGCGAUAAUUUCAUAACCGAGGUAAAAGAGAGACAUGCACGUUUUCAAGAACCAAUAAAAAAGAAUCCAGUCUUCACAUUCAGCACGGUAAAGAAAAAGAAAAAAGUUGUACUCGGUGGCAAGGUUCAAGAAUUGAGGCUACAAAGAGACUUAUUUGGGCGGCUUUUAGCUUUGUCCUUGGAAAAAAAAAUAAGUAUCGAAAAAGUGUUGUGUUACCCGAUAACCCCAAUGCCGCUAUCACUUUGUCACAUGGACGGUACAAUAAAUAAAACCGACAAAUCAGCAUUGAUGCGAGACCUUGAAAAAAAAAUCGAGAGCACGGAGCCAGAGUUUACAGAUGUUUUGAUUAUCGAUGGGUUCUUUUUACUGCACACCUUAAAAGACAUACCACGAACAUUUGGAGAUAUCUCGAAAAAAAUUUUGCACAUUUUGUGCAAACAUAAUGUUGAGAGGAUCGAUCUGAUAUUCGACAGGUAUUUCUGCCCGUCGAUCAAGGACACGGAGCAUGGAUUGCGAGAAAACGUAAAAUCGGCCGAUUUUCGAAUCUCAGGACCGCAACAAGUUCGACCUUCCGAUUUCGCUAAAGAAUUGAAAAACAUCAAAUUCAAAGAUGCUCUGGUCAAAUUUAUUAUCAACAAUUGGUCAGAACAAGACAUGGCGCACAUAAUCGCAAACAAAAUCAUCAACAUCAAUCACGACAUGUGUUAUGAAUAUUCGGUGAAAGGUGGUUUUGUUAUCCAAACAAUCAACGAAGAUCUAACUUGCCAAGAACACGAAGAGGCAGAUACGAAGAUCGUUUACCAUGUCUGCCAAAUGAAACAACGGGGUCAAGUAACGAUUCGAUGUUCAGACACCGAUAUAUUAAUAAUAAUGCUCGGAAAUAUGGAAUUUGUAGAAAGUGUCGUCCAAAUUUCUAUGGAUGUUGGUGUUGGCAAUUCCCGGCGUUACAUUGAUGUUUCACGUUUAUACGAGACAUUGGGAUCCACUCUGGCAAAAUCUUUACCUGCUUUCCAUGCAAUGACCGGCUGCGAUUAUAAUCCCGCGUUAUAUCGCAAGGGUAAAAAAAGACCAUUGACGAUGUUGAAAAAUUCGAAACGCUAUCAAGAAGCUUUCGGUGAUUUGGGCAGCUAUACUUCUGAUAGUGACAAGGUAUUCCCCGUUUUGGAAGAAUUCACGUGCAGAUUGUACAACGAAAAAAAAAUUAAUAACGUCGAUUUAGCUCGACUCAACAUUUUUUCGAAGACAUAUAAAAUUAAAAACGACGAUGCUUCGACAACUCUGAAUCUCCAGUUAUCCAAUUACGACGCCUGCAAUCUGCCACCAUGCAAAACGGAAUUGGAGAAACAUUUAUUACGAACAAAAUAUAUUGCACAAGUCUGGAGCAACGCUCAUAAAAAAACGCCAACCGAACUGAACCCUGCAGAUUGCGGAUGGUAUGAAGACGAGGGACGAUUUCAGUUUUCGUGGUUCUCCGGCAACCAACUACCUGAGUUGAGCGACGUUAUUUUGGACGACAUAUCAUCAUCCACAACAGAAGAUGACGUUGAAGAUCUCCCGAGCGACGUCGAAAGUGAUUUCGAAGACGACGAUUCCGAAUCCGACAGCGAUUGAAUACGAGAAUAUUUUAUAACUUUGAAUAAACCGUUUUUUUUUCAACUUCAUCCCAGUUUCCUUUUGUGCGAUUUAUUUCAGUCCUUCAACUUCAAUGUUACGGUUUCGGGUAAAUUCUUUGUUAAUUAUCAUCUAAUAAAUUCAGGGUCGCAACGUAUUCAUUGGUUUGUAACAGAGAAUUCAA
Photinus pyralis (common eastern firefly) is the source of this 3464-nucleotide messenger RNA. RefSeq lists its product as uncharacterized. NCBI's taxonomy places the organism in Eukaryota, Metazoa, Arthropoda, Insecta, Coleoptera, Lampyridae. The record is from RefSeq and is a predicted model, not a curated record. The transcript is spliced from 2 exons. The coding region runs from base 398 to 3280 and encodes 960 amino acids.